This is a messenger RNA of Notolabrus celidotus (New Zealand spotty), 2060 nucleotides long. RefSeq names its product nucleolar transcription factor 1-like. The transcript is spliced from 16 exons. Bases 299 to 1609 code for a protein of 436 amino acids. The record is from RefSeq and is a predicted model, not a curated record. Lineage: Eukaryota; Metazoa; Chordata; Actinopteri; Labriformes; Labridae.
GAUUGGUCGGCUUCUCAGCAAAGCUCCGCCUACUUAAAAGUGAAAUGUACAUGCUGUCUGCUGGAAUCAACCUAUGAUCAUAACAUAUCUGUAUUCUGUGAAGGAACAGGAACUAUUUUUGAUCGGCUGGAUGAAGUAACUUAAGUAACUGCAGUCAAGGGCGUUAGAUAUCUUCUGCUCGUUGUUGUAUUGUAACUUUACUGAGCUCGAUAGGUUAGCUAACCGGCUAACGUUGCAUGGUGCUGCUCAGUGUGCUUACACCAAAAGACUUCCACAGGAAACACCUUUUCUCUGAGACAUGAGUGAAAGCAUAGAUUUGACUUAUGAACCUGAGUGGACCCAGGAAAACCUCCAGAGGCUCCUUGAUUCAUUGAGAAACAGCAUCCCAGCACAUGAGAUAUUUAGCAUAUACCACAAAGGACUGAGGACUGUUGACUGGAACAAGGUGGCCUUCACCCCUUUCUCUCCUGUGGCAUGCUGCGACAAGUGGACAGAGAUUUUGCAGAAGAUGCGCAAGAUCAAGACCCUUACAGAGCUCAUCGAUGAAGCUGAAGAUGCCCUUUAUGAUCCUAUGGAGAACAACAGGUGUAAAAAGAUCCCCCCAGUUCACCCAAAGAGACCACCCAAACCGAAUGUCAUCUUUUAUGAGGAGAACUGGACCAAGUAUCAUGAGAAGAACCCAUACAUGGACAGCCAGCAGCUGUGUGAGGCCCUAAGCAAGAAGUAUCAGAAGCUUUCAGAUGAACAGAAGGCUCCAUAUUUGGAGAAAUACAUGCUUGGAAUUGAAGACUUCUGGAAAAAAAUGAAUGCAUUCAGGAAAAAGGUUAACCCGCCCCCUUCUUCCAGGAGGAAAAGGGUCUCCGCUGGGGAAGAUGAAGAUAGUAUGCCUCAAGAGCCCCCUGUCGAUGUCUACAGUCUGUUCUGCACAGAGCAAAGAAGACUCAUGCCAGCUGACCAUGGAAAAAACCAAGAGCAAAUGUGGUCCCAAAAGUGGCGAGCUUUGACUGAAGAGCAGAGAGAAGAGUACAGGGACAGCCACCGUGAGUUGAGGAAGGAGUACUUAGUCAAGUUGAAUGAAUAUCUAGUGAGUUCGAAUGACAAGGAGCGGAAGCGGGUCGUCGGUAAACGGGGCACGAAAAGACCGAAGCUGACUGGAACAAUGAACAGAUUUCAAGACGAGCCGAAGAUACCACCUCGAACUGGUUAUGUCACUUUCUUCGAAGAGCAGAUGGAACUUCUUAAAGAGGAAUUCCCAAACUCAAGUGAGCACUCAGGAGAGGUCGGCAAAAUGUGGCGGGACCUCUCCAUCACAGAGAAGAAAUCCUACGAACAAAGAGUGCAACAAAAUAUGACAAAAUAUUCAAAAGAGCUGCAGAAGUGGUUUGGGAAUUUGACGUCAGCCGAGCAGAAAGUCUUUCUGAGCGGCAACCCCAACAAAAAACAAUACCUUGAUGCUGAAUUACCAGAAGUCCACGACAGAGAUAAUCACCCUAAGCACAGAACGUUGGAUUCAGAGGACAUUGAAAGCAGUAGCAGUGGUGAAGUGGUCUAUUCAGAGGGUGAGGAACUGGAGGGAGAUGGAGAAGGUGACAUGUUUGAGAUGUUUUAAGAUGCUGGUGAGUUGGACAGCGGAGGCGACUCACACACAUGAACCCCAGAGCUGGAUUCUGGAUUGUAGGAGAUGGACAAUCGCUACAAUAGCAGAUUUAAAAUGUCACAUUUGAUGACCGUCUUGUGACAAUGAAGAAGUUGUCAUCAGUACUCCCUUGCAAAGUGCCCCAACCAAAACUGGAAUGCUCACCAAACCAAGAUUCCAAGAGACCACAAAGGCUCCAGGUUACUGUUUGUGUGGGAAUAUACACUGGUAAAGCCUUUGGGAUCAUGGAUUAUAUUUAUAUACCAAAAUAACUGAAAGACUGAGAAAAAAAAUGAUCUUGUUUUUGCUAACCGGAUUUAUUUUGAUGGAGAAUGAGCACCUCUUAUCAAGCAUAUUUAUUGUACUUUUUUUUUGUUUGAGAAGAUGACUGAUCUCUUAAUAAAUGUGUUCUGUAAAAGUGUGA